Molecule: messenger RNA, 1296 nt
Organism: Aspergillus heteromorphus CBS 117.55
Lineage: Eukaryota; Fungi; Ascomycota; Eurotiomycetes; Eurotiales; Aspergillaceae
Product: tRNA 2'-phosphotransferase
Exons: 3
Coding region: 259-1296 (345 amino acids)
Biological process (GO): tRNA splicing, via endonucleolytic cleavage and ligation
Molecular function (GO): tRNA 2'-phosphotransferase activity
Source: RefSeq, a predicted model, not a curated record
CUCCUCGCAUGGUGGGUUCUCCUCUCCAGUCAGAUAUCCAGCCCGCCCCUCUUCCUCUUCCGUCUGACAGCGCGAACCUGUCGUGAGUCACCCCGCGAGUGACAGCCCUGCCACACCCUGCCUGCCACCCCGACUAGUCGCUGUCGCUGAGCUGACAGAAAUAAGAUCGCAACAACCUUUCCUCGCACCCUCGCAUCCUUCCAGACAAGGCACAAUCAUAGAAAGACACAGGGAGGAAUAUACAGCGACAAAUACACAAUGCCCAACCCCAACAAUAAAGGCCGCCCGCCCCUCAGCCGCGCCGUGACCGUGUCCAAAGCCCUGAGCUACAUCCUGCGCCAUGCGGCCGAGAAAGAGGGACUGAAGAUGGACGCCCAGGGUUAUGCUAAUGUUGCGGAUGUGCUCGCCUGGCGAAAACUCAAAUCCCUCAAAGCGACCUUUCCCGAAAUCGUCGACGCGGUCGCCAACUCGGACAAGAAGCGGUUCGCGCUGCUGUAUAUCCCGUCUGGUGAUUCUGGCACGCCUGCAACCACAUCCACAGCUACAGAUACAGCCACAUCUACGGAUACACCCACCGAUCCCACCCAACAAACCGAACAAACAACCCUCACAGCCCUCGCCGCCGCAACAUCCACCCCCACGCCGCCCUCCUCCUCCUUCCUCAUCCGGGCCACCCAAGGCCAUAGCAUCAAGAGCAUCGAAGCCGCCGGCCUUCUCGAAAAACUCACCCUGGACGACAAAGCCAGCGACAAAUUCCCCAAGACCGUCGUGCACGGGACGUUCCACUCGACGUGGCCGGCGAUUUUCGCCUCCGGGGGACUGAAAUGUAUGGGGCGGAAUCAGGUGCAUUUUGCCACCGGGCCGGCGUUAGAAGAGGUUUUGGGGGAGAUUGCGAAGAGGAAGCAGCAGAAGAAUACGGACGGGGAAGGGGAAACGGGAGAGAAGGGAGAGGCUGGGAAAGUCAUCUCGGGGAUGCGUCGCGACGCGCAGGUGCUGGUUUAUGUAAAUGUGGAGCGGGCGUUGGCGGCGGGGUGUCCGUUCUGGAGGAGUGAGAACGGGGUGGUGCUGAGCGAGGGGAUGGAGGUGGAGGUCGAUGGCAAGAAGGAGACGAUGGUGCCAUUGUCGGUGGUGGAUGUGGUGGUGGAGCGGAAGCUGGGGUUGGGGCGGAUGUGGGAGAAGGGCGCCGUGGUGCAGCAGUGGCCGUCGGAAUGGGGGACGCGGCCGCCGGUGAAGGGGAAGGGAAGGGGGAGGGGGCGGGGGUCCGACGGGAGGGAUCAGCAGCAGCAGCAGCAGUAA